Messenger RNA from Hirsutella rhossiliensis, 1308 nucleotides. Its product is annotated as metal-independent alpha-mannosidase. The coding region runs from base 1 to 1308 and encodes 435 amino acids. The record is from RefSeq and is a predicted model, not a curated record. Gene Ontology annotation, biological process: carbohydrate metabolic process. NCBI's taxonomy places the organism in Eukaryota, Fungi, Ascomycota, Sordariomycetes, Hypocreales, Ophiocordycipitaceae. The transcript is spliced from 9 exons.
AUGGCAGUCCGCCUCAGGGAUCCUGAUCUUGCCAGGCUAUUUGAGAACACGUUUCCCUCGACACUGGACACCACCGUCAAAUACUUUGACCCGGAUCGUAACCUGGCGUUUAUUGUCACCGGUUUCGCGCACUUGUACAAGCUACUGCCUCACGACGAUGACCUCAAGGCGCUGGUCAAGGCCGUGAUCAACACCGAGUCGCGGUACAUCUCCCAGUAUCCCUAUUGUGGCGCCUUUCAACCUCCCCCGGAGAGCGGCCUGUCGCCCAGUGUCAAUGAUUUCGCGACAAAAGUGAUUGUCAACCCACCGGUCGACAACCAGACGGUGUUUGAAUGCAAGUACGAGCUCGACUCGCUCGCAGGCUUCCUGAAGAUCUGCAGAUCCUACUACGCCAACACGAAAGACUCAUCGUUUAUCAACGACAACUGGAGGGCAGCGAUGGACCAGAUUCUCAAGGUGCUGCACGAGCAAUCGCAGAGCUCGUGGGCGAAUGACUGGGAGUUUGUCAGCUACUACAAUUGGACGGGCACGGCGGGAUCCCUGGCGGCACCAGUUCCCAACGGAGGCAACGGGGAGCCCAAGCUGGCGAACGGGCUCGUGGCGUCGAGUUUCCGGCCGUCUGACGAUGUAUGCGUUUUCAAUUUCAUCACCUCGGAUAAUGCCAUGAUGUCGGUUGAGCUCGACAACGUCGCCACCAUGCUCGGCGAAGUCGGCGAGGCGCCGGAUCUCGCAGGCAAGUUGCAGCAGUAUGCCAGUACCAUUCGAGAUGCGAUCUGGGCCCAUGCAUGCACCUCGAACGGCAUUUUCGCCUACGAGACCAACGGCUACGGCGGCCAGUACAUCAUGGACGACGCCAAUGUGCCAAGCCUCGUCUCCCUGCCUUACCUGGGCUUCCUGCAGCGAGAGGACUCGACGUACCAAAAGACCAAAGCCGCCAUGUUGUCGCGUGCGAAUCCUUACUAUGCUGUUGGGAAGAACUUUACAGGGAUCGGCGGACCACACGUUAAAGCGACCAAUCCGUGGCCCAUGUCCCAGAUCUCGGGGAUAUAUGGUAGCGACGACGACGAGGAGAUCAAGCAACGCCUGUCGCUUAUCGUCGAGAACACGUCUGGCCUCGGUCUGAUUCACGAGAGCAUCCACAUUUACGACUCGAGCGACUUUACACGGCCUUGGUUUGCCUGGGCCAACAGCUACUUUGCCGAGAUGCUCCUGGAUCUGGCCGAAAGAAAGCCGGGGUUGAUCUUCAAGGAUGACACUCCUUAUGUGAUUGGACGGGGGAAGAGGACUUCUCGGAAGAAGACGGGCUGA